UUACUACAUGUAUUAAUUAUACAAAAAACUGUUUAAUUAACGAGAAAACUAAAUCACUCCGCAAUGGAAUUACGGGUUUUAGAAUUAUUUAGCGGCAUUGGCGGCAUGCACUACGCUUUUCAAUAUGCCCAGCUGAAAGGCAAGUUUGUUGGUGUUAUGGACAUAAAUACGGUGGCCAAUGCAGUUUACGCACAUAAUUAUAAGAACGUCAAAGUCAGGACGAAGAAUAUACAAAGCCUCAGUGAAAAAGAAAUCGAAAAAUUGGAUGUAAAUAUGAUUCUCAUGUCCCCGCCCUGUCAGCCACACACGCGUCAAGGACUACAACGCGAUAUAGAGGAUAAGCGGUCUGACGCACUGGCUCACAUAUGCCGGCUUCUUCCUUUAUGCAAAACAUUGCGCUAUGUGCUAAUGGAAAACGUUAAAGGGUUUGAGGGAUCCCAGGCGCAUGAACAAUUCAUCGGCGCUUUAGAAAAAGCUGGAUUUUACUGGAGAGAGUUCAUUUUAACGCCUACACAAUUCAAUGUACCAAAUACACGCCAUCGAUAUUAUUGCAUUGCUCGCAAAAAUAACGACUUUAGCUUCCAAGGAGGACAAAUUUGGGACGAAAUCCCGCUGCCAAUGACAACUAAUCAUCCAAUGCCAACAAUAUCCACAAUUCUCGAUCCUGAAGCAUCAAGCGAACUAGUCCUUCCAGAUGACGUACUUCUGAAACGAGUUCCUGUUAUGGAUAUUGUCAAUCCAACAGACACCAAGUCUAUGUGCUUUACUAAAGCAUACACCCACUACAGUGAGGGUACUGGAUCCGUCUUUACACCUCUUUCGGGUGAAGAAUUUAAACGUAUAUUUAAAGCUGCGAAUGAACUUGAAACAACUUUAAUAUCAGAUUGUAAUUCGGCGGACCUACAGCAAAGUCGUCUUGCGCUUUUGCGGCAAUUAAAACUACGCUACUUUACGCCGCGGGAAGUCGCCCGCCUUAUGAGUUUUCCUGAGUAUUUUGAGUUCCCCAAUGACACAACACUCCGCCAGAAAUAUCGUCUUCUUGGCAACAGCAUUAAUGUACGCGUCGUAGGAGUACUUCUGAAAGUACUUACUGAUUGUGAGAAGCAAUAA
Messenger RNA from Scaptodrosophila lebanonensis, 1110 nucleotides. It is a transcript of the gene Mt2, whose product is annotated as tRNA (cytosine(38)-C(5))-methyltransferase. The record is from RefSeq and is a predicted model, not a curated record. Lineage: Eukaryota; Metazoa; Arthropoda; Insecta; Diptera; Drosophilidae. Gene Ontology annotation, molecular function: methyltransferase activity. The coding region runs from base 64 to 1110 and encodes 348 amino acids. The transcript is spliced from 2 exons.